GGUCUCCGCCGGCUCGCGCCCCCUCCCCAGGCUCCCCCGCCGCCCCCUCCCUCGGCCUGGCCGUCUCCGGCGGCCACCCAGCUCCCCCCCGCACUCCACCCCACCCCCCGGAGUCUUUUUAUCAGGGGCGCCGCCGUCUCACCUGGUAUUUGCAUCUCGCCCUCCAACUUGCCAUUGGCGGCGCGACGUGUGGGAGAGCCCUGUGCCUUGCCCGCCCGGACCAGCCUGCCCCGGCGCCGAGGUCCCGGCGCCACCGGCCCGGCCCGGCUUCCGAAGGGAGAAGGCGAGCUGGCGUGGGUGGGGACCCUCCUCUGGGCCCCUGGAGCGGGGAAGGGACCACAACGACCGAUCCCAGCCCGGCGACCGAGCCCACUCGGCCUCAGGUCACUCCUGCGAUUGACCCAACCCAGCAUGCAGCCUUGAACCUGGCUUAGGCCACCACCUACUCCAGCUCUCUACACCCCCUAUCUUACCGUAGUUUGGGCUGUAGGCUCUAAGCUCCAAGGUACCUGAACAGCGUCUCUUCAUCAAGAAAACCCCACAGCUCCAGAGGGCCCAGCGAAUGCUGCUGUCGGCUCUCUGAGAAAACACCAUGGCUAUUACCCUACAGCCCAGUGACCUGAUCUUUGAGUUUGCAAGCAACGGGAUGGAUGAUAUCCACCAGCUGGAAGACCCCUCGGUGUUCCCAGCUGUGAUCGUGGAACAGGUACCCUACCCCGAAUUACUGCAUCUGUACUCAGGACUGGAGCUGGACGACGCUCACAAUGGUAUCAUAACAGACGGGACCUUGUGCAUGGCACAGGAUCAGAUCCUGGAGGGCAGUAUUUUGCUGGCAGAUGACAAUGAAGCAACCUCACAAACCAUGUCAACCACUGAAGUCUUGCUCAACGUUGAGUCUCCCAACGACAUCCUGGAUGAGAAGCAGAUCUUCAGCACCUCCGAAAUGCUUCCUGACUCAGACCCUGCUCCAGCUGCCACUCUGCCCAACUACCUGUUUCCUGUCUCUGAGCCUGAUGCCCUGAACAGGGCGGGUGACACUGAUGGCCAGGAGGGACACUGUCUGGAGGAGAAGGUCCCCAGAGAGGAAAGUGCCAAGAAGACUGGAAAAUCAAAGAAGAGAAUCCGGAAGACUAAGGGCAACCGCAGUACCUCACCAGUCACUGACCCUAGCAUCCCCAUUCGGAAGAAAUCUAAGGAUGGCAAAGGCAGCACCAUCUAUCUGUGGGAGUUCCUCCUUGCACUUCUGCAAGACAGGAAUACCUGCCCCAAGUACAUCAAGUGGACCCAGCGAGAGAAAGGCAUCUUUAAGCUGGUGGACUCCAAAGCCGUGUCCAAGCUGUGGGGGAAGCAGAAAAACAAGCCUGACAUGAACUAUGAGACGAUGGGCCGGGCACUAAGAUACUACUACCAAAGAGGCAUCCUUGCCAAAGUGGAAGGGCAGAGGCUGGUGUACCAGUUUAAGGAGAUGCCCAAGGACCUGGUGGUGAUCGAAGACGAGGAUGAGAGAAGUGAAGUCACGGCGGCCUCCCCUCAGGCCGCCACUCCCUGCACCUCCUCCGCCAGCACCACUAGGCGAGCCAGCUCCAGGGUCUCAGGGAGAGCUGCUCCCCAGGGCAAGGCAGGCCCUUCCUGGGAAAAGCCAAAGGUUCAGAGUGUUGGCUUACAGCCAUCUGCGAAUCUGGAACUGGGACUGUCUGCAGAUGAGGAGAUCCCUACUACCUCCGCCGUGCUUGCCCCUCCCCCAGAGAGCCAGGCCAAACUCCCCAAAGCCGUGAGUAGUUCUUCAGUGCCCAGUAACAUCCACCUAGGAGUGGCCCCUGUGGGGUCAGGCUCAGCCUUGACGCUGCAGACAAUCCCACUGACCACAGUGCUGACCAACGGGCCUCCUGCCAGUACUACUGCUUCAACCCAGCUUGUUCUCCAGAGUGUUCCACCUGCUUCGACCUUCAAGGACACCUUCACUUUGCAGGCCUCCUUCCCCCUGAACACCAGUUUCCAAGAAAGUCAGGUGGCAGCACCAGGGGCUCCGCUGAUUCUUAGUGGUCUCCCCCAACUUCUGGCUGGGGCCAGCCGUCCGACCAACCCAGCGCCAUCCUCCGUCACAGGGGCUGGAGCAGCAGGGCCCAGCUCUCAGGGCCCUGGGACUGUCAUUGCUGCCUUCAUCAGGACUUCCAGUGCCACAGCAGCCCCUGCGGUCAAGGAGGGGCCACUGAGGCCCUCCUCAUAUGUGCAGGGCAUGGUGACUGGGGCCCCCAUGGAGGGGUUGCUGGUUCCUGAAGAGACCCUGAGGGAGCUCCUGAGGGAUCGGGCUCACCUUCAGCCACUUCCAAGCCAGGUGGUUUCAAGGGGUUCCCUUCCAGGGAACCAGACUUUCUCUUCUCCCAGCCGCCCCACUGUUGGGCUGACCCCAGUGGCUGAACUUGAGCUCUCCUCAGGCUCAGGGUCCCUGUUUAUGGCUGAACCUAAUGUGACCACAUCUGGGAGCCUCCUGACCAGAUCCCCAACCCCAGCGCCCUUCUCCCCAUUCAACCCCACUUCUCUUAUUAAGAUGGAGCCCCGUGACAUAUAAAUGAAGGGGUUGGGGGAGGUGUGUCCCACCAGGCAAAGUUGAGCAGCAGUUUUAUAUGGACUUCGUGUAGCAGAGACUGACUGAAGCAGCACACCUGCCCUUACUUUUCAGUGGGAUGUCAAUAUACCAGAUCUCCUGUCCCCGACCCCUGCCUGGUAUCAUCACAGCCAAGCCAUGCCCAGUUUGAGCAUCCCCGGCGUCAGACCAUGGCCUUCAAAAGCACUAGGGGAUAUGCUUUUGUCAGGGUAAUGGGCUGACUGGGUGAUGGAGUGAAAACCUCCUGAGAAGUUUGUGGCCAGGCUGAGGCAGGGGCUCCCGGGGAAGAGUCCUUCUGUGGGGCUAUAUUUCACCGUCUACAUUUCCUCCACAGGGAAUUUCCUAUCCCAUAUGUGAAUAUCUCUGUAUGUAUUUGUGUGUACUCAUGGGUCUAUAUCUCUGUUUCUUUGGGGAGGAUGGGGGUGUAGCUGUGAGGUCUUCAAGGGUGUGUGUCUCUAUGGGUCAGCUGCAGAGAUGGGGAGUUUUUGUUUUUUUUUUAAGGGAAACCAUUCUCUAAUUCCCUCUGUACAAACCGAGAUUCAGUUGCUCUGAAGUACAAGCUGGAUCCCCCAAAUUGAAAGAGAUGUCACAGAGCUGGAGCAGGUCCAGGGCACGAGGAUUUCAGUGGGCAUGUGUGUUGGGGAAGAUGCAGUUAGAAGGGCCAAGGUCAGACCCAGAUAGAAAGUCCCCAGGCAGGGGCUGAAUUAUUUGAAUGUUUGUGCUGAGGGCAUGGGCUGUAACACCAGCCUCCGCUGGCAUGCUGGCCUGUCCCCCUGAUCUAAUCUGGGUCUCCCUCUUGAUAAAUGUUGUCCCAAUACCUCCCAUCUGUCAGGCAUCACUGGGGCAGCUGUAUUGUGGUGCACGCUGGCUCUGCCUCCGUCCCUGCCUGUGUGUGCCCACUGCUCAGCCUGCCUUCUACUCACCUUAUAGGUUUGCCAACCCACUCACCCCCACAAUGGCUACCGCAGACCUCGAGUAGACCAUUGACACUCAUCUCCAACUUUCAUUUGCACCUGGCCCUGACUCCUCCUGCAGCAAGGAGACAGGAGCCAGUGGAUGUGAGCCCCCAUGACACUUCUCCUGUCUCUGCAUGGUUCCUUGCUUCCAUCUUUCCUCUUUCUGGGGAAGUUUCAACUGAUCCUGUCUUAAGUUAAACCCUCCGCCUAACUCCUCCUUCCCCUUUGAAUUAGCUUGCCUCUCUCCUGUGAAAUUUGGGGGGCAAGGCUAAGAGUUAAGACACAUCGUCAGCCUCAGAAACAAUUAUAUGAUCUGGUGAAUUUGGUUAAUGUGAAUCAGUGCCUCAGGACCUUUGCUGUGUCCUCAGUAUAAAACUAUCCACUAGACCUAACUACCUCCUCAGGUUGUUCUCUCUCUCCUUCUGGUCACUGCCAAGCCUCCUAUCAUUCUCUCCCGCUCUCUUGUUCUUCCCCCUUCUCUCUCUGGAAAGGAAACAUAUAUGGAUGUGCAGGUAUAUUUGUUACAAGUUCCAGCAUUUGGCAUUAAAAUGCCUUUUUCUAAUAUAAUCAGUUUUUUACGACAAACUCCCAAUAAUGGAAAGUGAAACAUCCCGAGAAAGAGUCACCUGUCAAACAAAAUUUGCACAAAGGCGCUGCAUGGAUUAGGGGUGGCCCUGCCCCCCCCCAAGCUCCAUAGAACUCGUCAUCUGAAGGUCACUGAACCCUCACGGUGACAUCAAGUGUCUUCUACACAGUUCUCAGUCCCUGUGAGCCCUCAUGGCUCGUGACACUACUUCCCGCCCCCUCCUGCAGUAGCCGGGCUCUUGGGCUGCCCUCUGUACCUGUGCUGGCCCCACAUCUGCCACUUUAAAUGUGGGUGCCCGCCAAGGGUCUCAGCCACUCUCCUGGCUCUGGCUUGGCUCUUUGGGGGUGGGGCUGAAAUCGAGAGCAGCGGCUCUCACUUUUUCUCCUCAGCUCCCGCUUAUGUUUCCAGCAGCCUGCUGGACAUUUCCAUCCAGAUGCCUAUCAUGCCUCAAAGACAGUCCCUCUAUCAAAAAUGGAUUUGAAAGUCUUUACACAUACACACACACACACACAGAAUCUUUCCUCCCCCAAAACAAAAAGCUGUAAUGACUUGCCUAUUUCUGUUAAAGGUGCCACCAUUUUUCUGACCUUCUAAGCUUGACAUUUCAGAGCCAUCUGAUGGCUGCCUUCAUUUGACCCUGUCCCCUCCCCCUUCUCCUGAAGUCCAGGCCAUUUGCCAUGUCUCUGAAAUCUAGCCUUUCUUCCACAUUCCCAGAGCCUCCAGCCUAGCUCAGACUUACCCAGAGCUUAUUCCCCUUCCCAGACAUAUCAACACACCAUAGUGUGACCUGUCCCCCUCUCCAGAUCUUCCCGGGGCACCGGUCCUAUUCUUUCUGUGCUAAAAAGCCUUCAAUGGCUCCUCUUUGUCUACAGGUAGGGGUGAUACUCAAAAUACUUAGCCUCCAAUCUGUUCUAGGCAGCUGGGCACUAACCCUUUUUUUUGCUGAACCACGAGGCAGUCCAGGGGUCCUGGAGGAGGGAGGAGAGAACAUUUAAGGAUUCAAGGCAGUAAUUCCAAAAGGAAGGUCCCAAGUCUUUGGACCUUCUGGCAAAGGCCCUUCACCAUCAGGCCCCAGCUGACUUCCCUAGUCGUCUCUCACAUUGCUUCCCUGACCCCCGGGGUCCUGCUCCAGUCAAACAGGGAUUCCCCGGCCUUUGAGUUUGCCUCUGUUUGAAGUUUCCCACCUCGGUGGUUUUGCUUUACUUGGUUCUGCUCAACCCGGAUGCUCCUCCCACCCUGUUAGUAUCAAUUUAAUCGUAUCUAUCCUUUAAGACUCCAUUCAUGGAAGUUGCCUCCCCAGACCAGACCCUUAGUGAGUUCUUCAUUUGAAAUUCACGACAAUUGCCACUCUUUUGGCAACUGAUCACAAACAGCCUGUGAUAUCUCCUCUGUUUAUUAUCACAAACUGUUACUUAAAUCUUCAAUGACCUGGGCCUAUUUAGUCUCCCCAUUUAGGGUGCCACCUUCUGAGGGGCGGGGGGACUGUACCAUCCACAGAGCGGGGCAAGCUAUGAACCAUCGAGUGAGCAUCAGCUAAUGAAUGUUACUAAUUGAGCUGCUGAGAGAUGGGGACCAAAGUCUGAGGCUGGUGACCUCUGACCUCUCCUCUGCACAGACAUUCACCCUAGGUGCUCCACUGCCCAGGGCCGGCCCUCCCUGGCUCAGUGCCGUCAUGAUGUCCCCACUCCCACCCCCCUAGCCUUA
Hyaena hyaena (striped hyena) is the source of this 5851-nucleotide messenger RNA. It is a transcript of the gene ELF4, whose product is annotated as E74 like ETS transcription factor 4. The transcript has 10 exons. NCBI's taxonomy places the organism in Eukaryota, Metazoa, Chordata, Mammalia, Carnivora, Hyaenidae. The record is from RefSeq and is a predicted model, not a curated record. Gene Ontology annotation, cellular component: nucleus. Gene Ontology annotation, biological process: regulation of transcription by RNA polymerase II; cell differentiation. The coding region runs from base 593 to 2569 and encodes 658 amino acids. Gene Ontology annotation, molecular function: DNA-binding transcription factor activity, RNA polymerase II-specific; sequence-specific DNA binding.